Messenger RNA from Hemibagrus wyckioides, 1943 nucleotides. RefSeq names its product tyrosylprotein sulfotransferase 2 (gene tpst2). Gene Ontology annotation, biological process: peptidyl-tyrosine sulfation. Lineage: Eukaryota; Metazoa; Chordata; Actinopteri; Siluriformes; Bagridae. The transcript is spliced from 5 exons. The record is from RefSeq and is a predicted model, not a curated record. Gene Ontology annotation, molecular function: protein-tyrosine sulfotransferase activity. Bases 160 to 1239 code for a protein of 359 amino acids. Gene Ontology annotation, cellular component: Golgi apparatus.
AUUUUAUCUGAGCUGGUAUUUUCACAUGUUAACUUCUGUGCUUUUUACAACUUUUAUCAGAAAAAUGGUUGAAGGAUUACUUUCUGAAGAUGAGGAAUGUAGUUACAACUUUUAGAACACAAUGCCAGAUUUCUCUCUAGAUGGCCAUCUAUCUGAGUGAUGCGGCUGUCUGUUCGACGGGGAUUUAUACUGCUAUUGUGUCUGUUUGGAGUGUAUGCCAGUGUGAAAGCACUGUACCAUAUGCUUAUGUGCCAAGGUGGAUAUCCUCAUAGCCUAGGAGUGUCAGUACUAGUUAAAGGCAGCAAUCAGACCCUGUAUCACUACAACCAGAACUCACCGAUGGUGUUUGUUGGUGGAGUACCUCGCUCAGGCACCACACUGAUGCGUGCCAUGCUUGAUGCCCACCCGGAUAUACGCUGUGGAGAGGAGACCCGGGUGAUUCCCCGGCUUCUGGCUCUGCGCCAUGGCUGGAGAAGGUCAGCAGAAGACCGCUGGGCCCUGAAUGAGGAGGCAAUCACCCAGGAAAUGCUGGACUCAGCCACAGCUGCCUUCUUGCUUGAGGUCAUUGCUCGCCAUGGUGAGCCUGCACCGCUGCUCUGCAAUAAGGAUCCAUUUACACUGAAGAGCUCUGUCUACCUCUCUAAAUUAUUUCCCAACUCAAAGUUUCUUCUUAUGGUUCGUGAUGGGCGGGCCUCAGUGCACUCUAUGAUCUCAAGACAAGUUACAAUUGCUGGUUUUAACCUUUCCAGCUACAGGGACUGCCUUAGCAAGUGGAGCCAAGCAAUAGAGGUCAUGUUAUUUCAGUGCACACAUGUAGGUUCUACACGCUGUAUGUCCAUACGCUAUGAAAAUUUGGUCCUACGGCCACGCACCACCAUGGAGAGAGUGCUAGAGUUUCUGAAUGUACCAUGGCAUGAAGGGGUACUUCACCAUGAGGAAGCUAUUGGACAGCCUGGAGGAGUUUCACUAUCUCGAAUUGAGCGCUCCACUGACCAAGUCAUAAAACCAGUUAACCUAGAGGCACUCACUCGUUGGGUAGGCCACAUUCCAAUUGAUGUUCUAAAAGAUAUGGACAAUAUCGCUCCAAUGCUUAACAAGCUGGGCUAUGAUCCGACUGCCAAUCCCCCAAGUUAUGGCCAACCAGAUCCUGAAGUGAUUCAUAAUACAGAAAGGGUACUCAAGGGAGAUUUUAAGCCACCAGCAAGUUUAAAAAGACCAUCACAAGAAAGUAUGACAUAAAAAUCUCUGCAUACAUCUGGUCUUUUUGUCUAUUUUAUUGAAGUGCAUGUUGAAAUGUGUUCUAGCAUGACAAUGCCCCUGUGCACAAAUUUUCUUCCUAAUGACAUGUUUUUGUGAGGUGGUCAGAAACUCAUAUGAACACUAGGGAAACAUGCAGAAUUCCACAUAAUUUCUAUGUUCAGGAUCAGACUGUGACCUUUUUUCUGUUUAUUAUUAUAUUAGUUUGUAGUUUAAACUACACAAUUGCACUGUGAUUUUUGUCAAAUAUAGAGAAAGCCUCUAAUGAAAGCUGUAACAAAUGAUAAGAGAAAACAAAAUUCCAGUUUCCCUGUUUUUAAACAGUAUUUUAAACCAGUGGCUUUAAUCACAAUUUGUGAUUUGAAUUGUGCAAUAAUAAUAAUGAAAUGGAUAAGCAAACAGUGUAUACUGCUCUGCAGCAAAUUGUGCCAUAUUGUGUCAAGUAAAACAGUCAAUCCACUUUGGCUUUCUUUACCUUUAGCUAAAGGUGUUAAACUUGCAUGACGAUUAGCUACAACUCUUCUUAUUAGAAAUCUUGAGGUAUUAAAUUCCGGCCUGGAUGUCUCAGAGAGUAUGCCACAAGUCCAUCCUUUUAGAAUUUUUGAGUCAUUUUUACUACUGUAUUUUGACUGAUUAGCACUGCCUUAGUAAAUUGUUUGUGUAAAUAAAAUGACUUCCUUUCUCAA